Melampsora larici-populina 98AG31 is the source of this 1205-nucleotide messenger RNA. RefSeq lists its product as uncharacterized. NCBI's taxonomy places the organism in Eukaryota, Fungi, Basidiomycota, Pucciniomycetes, Pucciniales, Melampsoraceae. The transcript is spliced from 6 exons. The coding region runs from base 165 to 506 and encodes 113 amino acids. The record is from RefSeq and is a predicted model, not a curated record.
GUCGACUGUCAGUCUUCAUGAGUAAGUAAGUAGUACUUAAGCUUUUGAUUACCUUUCAUAUUUGGGUCAAGAGGGUUGGAGACAAACGACAGGGAAGAGUCAAGGAAAUACCAGCUCAGCAGUCAAAGUAGCACUUCCUCAAACCAAUCAAUCAAUCAAGUACGAUGCCAAAAUCAAAUCAAACCAAUUCACUCAAACCUGGUUUCUCAACUGGUGGUUCAUUUCAAGCUUUGGCAGUCCAAUCAAUCGAAUCAGAUUCAGAAAGCGAUUCACAAACCACUCCGAACAUUCCAUCACAUCGAACACCUUCUACUGCCAUCUCAACUUCAACUAAAAAGGGACGCGCCAAACAACGUGCUCGUGAUCGAGCUCGUAAAUCGGCUGGUACCUCUACUUUAUCUGAUCCAACUGAAUUCCGGAACAAUCCCAGUCUUGAUAGGAUCAUUCAUUCAUUCGAUCUCACCAGAAGACCUAGAAAUCAUCAAAACCGGUUUCAUUGUUUUUAAUUCAAAUGGAAAGAUCAUUGGGAUCGAAAAAGAAAACUUAACAAAUCAAGAAUGCAAUCGAAAAAGUGAUGUGAUUCAAUGUUUAUUGAAAAAGAAAUGGAUUCAAGCAGAAGAUGUUGAUCGAUUGUGGUUGAUUAGAUUGAGAAAUGGAGAGUUUCUUUUACUUGGCUUUAUUGAUACUCAUACUCAUACUGUACAGUACACGAACGUAGCAGUUGGACAACAAUACGAAUUACUUGAUUGGCUUAAGAAUGUAACCUUUUUAGAAGAAACAAAGUAUUUGUCUAAGGGUUAUUCACAAAGGAUUUUUGAAAAAGUUGUCAAGAGAUUAUUGAAUUCAGGUACAACUACUUGUUGUUAUUUUAGUUCGAUACAUCUUUCGGCUUCUAAAGUUUCAAGUCAAGUUUGUUUUAAUGCUGGUCCACGUGCAUUUAUUGGAAAAUGUAAUAUGGAUCGGAAUGAAACAUCUGAAAGUUAUAAGCAAAAUUUGGUGGAGGAAUCUAUAAAAGAUACCAUUGGACUUAUUGACUAUAUUCGACAAAACUGUGUUCCUGAACUUGAAAAGGCUCAUAGUACCAUUAUUGUAAGUAAAACAAAUUGGGACCAAUAGUGUAAGAAUUGCUAUAGAUUCUCUAUGACGUCUUACCAAGAACUUCCUACAGCACAAUCAAAGGUUGUACUGUACUUUGGUACUUUUGC